Klebsormidium nitens is the source of this 1080-nucleotide messenger RNA. NCBI's taxonomy places the organism in Eukaryota, Viridiplantae, Streptophyta, Klebsormidiophyceae, Klebsormidiales, Klebsormidiaceae. The record is from the annotation of a GenBank genome assembly.
CCUAGAUACCGUACCUAGUACCGUAGGUAGGUAGGUAGGUGGGUACCGUAAUUGCCUACGGCAGGCUAGCCGCUACCUGCUCGUCUGCCCCUCCGCUCGUCCGCGAAGAGAAACACCACUUGCAAUUUGCAGGGCGAUUUGGGAGCAAGCCUCUCUCUGUCAGUCAGCUUGUGUUGCUUCAACACCUUCUUCUCAGGAUCCAUCUGGCGCGGGCGACUUGCACGAUUGCGUAGGCUUGUCUUUGGCAUUCUGCAAAGCGGAGUAGGGGAAGAUGGCUGAUCAACUUUCUGAGGAGCAGAUUGCAGAGUUCAAGGAGGCAUUCAGCCUCUUUGACAAGGAUGGUGAUGGUAGCAUCACCACAAAGGAGCUCGGCACUGUCAUGCGGUCACUGGGGCAGAAUCCUACAGAGGCAGAGCUUCAGGAUAUGAUUAACGAAGUGGAUGCGGAUGGGAAUGGAACUAUCGAUUUUCCCGAGUUCUUGAACCUGAUGGCGAGGAAGAUGAAGGACACGGACUCAGAGGAGGAGUUGAAAGAAGCCUUCAAGGUCUUUGACAAAGAUCAGAAUGGCUUCAUCUCAGCAGCUGAGCUGCGGCAUGUAAUGACCAACUUGGGGGAGAAGCUCACGGACGAAGAGGUUGAUGAAAUGAUCAGGGAAGCAGAUGUGGAUGGAGAUGGGCAAGUGAAUUACGAGGAGUUUGUGAAAAUGAUGAUGGCAAAGUAGGUGAUGGUAUGAGGUGCAGCGAGCCAAAAGCUUAGUGUGAAGGGUGAUCGGUCGGCUUAGCUUAUCCCAGGAAACCAAUUGAUAGGGCAAGGUGGGUCCACGUUGUUCAAUCAGCAUUGCCACAUGCAGGCAUAUCUCCAGACAAUUCUGGCGUACUGCACAAACUUAUUCUGGAUUUUGGGCGCUGGACUUGCUCGCAGAUCAGUCCUGACCUUGCAUUCCUUGCUUGCGGGCCCUGUCUCUGCCAGAGCUGAACUCUUGGGACACCCUAAAAAUUCUGGAUUGCAUCAACCAGCAGCGGCCAGCGACUCUCUUUGUACACAGCUUUGCGAUAAGUUGGGCAGCAAAAAGCCCCGAAG